AAUGCAUCGAUAUCCGAUUUUGAGUUGAUUAAAGUUGUGGGCGUAGGAGGAUUUGGAAAAGUUUCCCUGGUUCGGCACAAAAACAAAACGUUAUAUGCCAUGAAAUCCAUGAGAAAAGAACAAAUCAUCAAGAGAAAUUUUUUCACACAAACAAUGUGGGAGAAAAAGAUUUUGCAAGCUGUUUCUUUUCAGUUCAUUGUCCAUUGCCACUUUUGUUUUAAGGAUUAUGACAACAUCUACAUGGUACUUGAUUAUGUUCCGUGUGGUAAUCUUUAUUGGCAUCUAACUCGCUCCCAAAAAUUCAAAGAAAAUCAAAGUAAAUUUUAUGGAGCACAGGUGUUCCUGGGUUUGGAAUACUUGCACAAUUUGGAUGUUGCACAUAGAGAUUUGAAGCCUGAGAACGUAAUGUUGGAUUCCAAUGGCUAUGUAAAGUUAACGGAUUUAGGAUUUGCCAAAGUGAUGAAAUCACGAACAUAUACAACCUGUGGAUCUCCGUACUAUAUGGCGCCAGAAAUUAUAAUGCACAAAGGUUAUAAGACGGAGGUUGACUGGUGGGCGUUUGGAAUCCUGCUGUUCGAAAUGACUGGCGGCUCUUUGCCGUUCGAUGGGUCGAAUGAGGAAGAAAUUUAUCAAAAAAUAUGUGAAGGCUAUUUUAGAUGCCCGAGCUUCUUUAGUAAAGAUCUAAAAGAUUUGUUGUCCCAUUUGAUACAAUUAGACGUUACACGUAGAUUGGGAAACAUGAAAAAUGGGGCAGAUGAUAUUGCCGAACAUAUAUGGUUCUAUAAUUUCAACUGGCAAGAUUUACUAAACUAUAAGAUUAUUCCAGAUUACAUCCCUGAAUUAAAAAGUCCAGAAGAUACCAGAUUUUUUGGAAAAAUAAAAGAAACUCCAAUACCGAAAUCGAGAAAAAGUUACAGUACAGAGUUUGCUGAUUUUUAA
Messenger RNA from Helobdella robusta, 939 nucleotides. RefSeq lists its product as hypothetical. NCBI's taxonomy places the organism in Eukaryota, Metazoa, Annelida, Clitellata, Rhynchobdellida, Glossiphoniidae. Gene Ontology annotation, biological process: peptidyl-serine phosphorylation. Gene Ontology annotation, molecular function: cAMP-dependent protein kinase activity; ATP binding. Gene Ontology annotation, cellular component: nucleus; cAMP-dependent protein kinase complex. The annotation marks the transcript as partial. The record is from RefSeq and is a predicted model, not a curated record. The transcript is spliced from 8 exons.